AUGGUGUCUGCCGGUAUUGGCAAGCUAGUGGAAAGUGGAAAAUUUGAAUGGAACACCCCUGUGCGACAACUUUUGCCUAAGUUUUCUCACCACGACAGUCAAUUUGCGGAGAAGGUUACCAUUGCUGAUUUUCUAGCGCAUCGUACUGGAUUAUCUGGUGGAGUUGCACUUAAUCUUGCAUUCCAGGGCGAUGGCGAAAUGUUAUUAUCAACGGGUUCAUUGUUAGAAGUUCUCCACCACGUUCCUCGUGUGGCUGCGGUUGGAGAGAGCUGGAUGUACUUUGUCUGGGGGUACUCAAUUGCCGGACUUGUCAUUGAAGAGGUGACACAGUUGCCGCUCCACCAAUAUUUGCAACAAGAAGUGUUCCGCCCAACUGGUAUGGAUCGUACAACACUUCGACCAUCCUUCCAAGACGGCAAUAUCUCCAAGGCAUACGCAUCCUUGAGUGAUAGUGAUGCGUGUGAGUUGCAAAAAAGACAGCCAUUUGCUGAAAAUCUUUUCGAAGCAUCGGGUGGUGCCUACUCUACCGUGAACGAUCUUCUGCGGUGGUCGAAAGAAACUAUGUAUGCAGGCCAAGAGACUGGAACACCGAGCAAGUCAAUUUUGAAACAGAUCCCCGAAAUUCUCCGACCACAGAUUGCGAUAGACAGCAAGCUACUCCCGGGACAAUCCUACGCUUUCGGCUGGCUGCGCGCUCAUCUCCCGGGCGUGGUGGGACUAAUGGGUGACAACCCGGAUCUUUGGGAGAUCUCUGAUCUGCCCAUCUUGGGGGACGGAGGUGAGCCUCGACUGAUUAUAUAUCAACAAGGCGCGACAGUGGGUUAUUACUCCUUCCUGGCUUUGUUUCCAGAGACGCAGUCGGCAGUAGUUGUUCUUACCAACUCCAUUGCUAUGAGUGAUGUCGCCGAGUGGGUUGGUCGCAUUCUCAUUGAAGCGCUGUUCGAUUUCCCAAUCCGGACAGAUUAUGUCAGUCUGUCUAGAGAAGGGAAGCACCGAAGACUUCAACUAUUCAAAGAUAUGCAAGCCAAUUUGGCGAAAGAGCGUGCCCCCGAAACAAAACCGCUGCCACUCGAGGCAUAUGUGGGCAAAUAUGCGAACCAGACUUACAAGUCUAUCCUGGAAAUUUCUAUGGAUCCCGAUCAGGGGGACUCCCUUGUUGUUUCAUUCCAAUGUAUGCGUUCCCAAGAAUAUAGGCUUCGUCAUUUGCGCGAAAAUGUCUUUGAAUGGGCAUUGGGUCAUGAUGAGGGGAAACGAAGAGGGAGGUACACCUUUGCUGAUGCCUCAUACUUCAAAUUUUCAUUUGCGGUGGGACCGGGCAAUCAGGCCGACAAGAUAGUCUGGAACUUAGAUGAGUCUUCCCAGCCGGGUGGGGUCAUAUUCUCGCGUUUGCGUGGGCAAAAAUUAUGA
Molecule: messenger RNA, 1407 nt
Organism: Penicillium salamii
Lineage: Eukaryota; Fungi; Ascomycota; Eurotiomycetes; Eurotiales; Aspergillaceae
Source: the annotation of a GenBank genome assembly